AUGAAGUUCUCUGCCACAACUCUCGCUGUGGCUGCUGCCCUCGGCGUCGCUGCCCAUCCCAGCGGCUUCGCCCACAAGAAUUUUCACCGCCAACUUGACAAGCGUAUCGACUUCUACAUGAAUGCUAAGCCUGAAGGAGCUGUUGUCAACAACAAGGCUGCCGUCGUUCCAUCUCCUGCUGAACCCACCGUUACAUCCGUUACAUCUCCCCCGCCCGCCCCAGCUACUACCAGUGCCGCCAAACCUACCUCCUCAAGCGGCUCUGGAUCUGGCGGCAAGAAGCAGUUCUGUGGUGGAGUUUCCAAGCGUGCUUCCGCCGCUGAUAUUGCCUACAAGGGCAAUGUUGGUGCCCCCAACGACUAUGGCUGUAAUCUGAUGCUCGUUGACGACGCCAAAGACUAUGAAUACACUGCGACAAUCGAGAACAAGUCUGGAAAAGCCCAGAAGUGCGCCUGCUGGCUCAAGAUCUCCAAGGACGGCGGAAUCAACGGCUUUUUCAUAGGCAACCAGGUUAUGACCUUCGACCUCGCUGCCGGUGGUCAGAAGAUUCUCGCGGCCGAGCCCAACAGCCAGGGCGGUUGUUCCUGUGGUGUUGGCGAAGUUCCUACCAACAGCAUUGGACUUAUCACUGGCACCUGGUUAGAAUUUGACUUCGCCAACUCGAAGAACAAUAACUGGUCUGGCGCCGAUGCCUCUUGCCUGACUGCUGCCCAGAGCAAAAGCUACAUCCCUGCCCUCAGUGUUUGUGCCGAUGGUCAUGAGUGCUCUACUAUUAAGGAGGGUGGUGAGGGAAAAAAUGCCUACACUGAGGGUACCAACAAUCUGGACGGAGUUGGUCUCAAUAUUGCUCCUGGACCUAUCAACUUCAAGGUCACCGUCGGUUAA
Molecule: messenger RNA, 885 nt
Organism: Metarhizium acridum CQMa 102
Lineage: Eukaryota; Fungi; Ascomycota; Sordariomycetes; Hypocreales; Clavicipitaceae
Cellular component (GO): extracellular region
Molecular function (GO): IgE binding
Source: RefSeq, a predicted model, not a curated record